Molecule: messenger RNA, 1151 nt
Organism: Haliaeetus leucocephalus (bald eagle)
Lineage: Eukaryota; Metazoa; Chordata; Aves; Accipitriformes; Accipitridae
Product: gap junction beta-6 protein
Exons: 1
Coding region: 17-808 (263 amino acids)
Biological process (GO): cell communication
Cellular component (GO): connexin complex
Source: RefSeq, a predicted model, not a curated record
CCAUUAAAAGAAGAGAAUGGAUUGGGGAGCUCUGCAUACCAUUUUAGGAGGUGUAAAUAAGCACUCCACCAGCAUCGGGAAGAUAUGGCUCACAGUCCUGUUCAUCUUCCGUAUCAUGAUCCUGGUUGUGGCUGCAGAGAGAGUCUGGGGAGAUGAACAAGAUGACUUUAUCUGCAACACUCUGCAACCCGGUUGCAAGAAUGUUUGCUAUGAUCACUUUUUCCCCAUCUCUCACAUCAGACUCUGGGCCCUGCAGCUGAUCUUUGUUUCCACACCUGCGUUGUUGGUGGCAAUGCAUGUAGCUUACAGGAGGCAUGAGAAGAAGAGGCAGUUCAGAAAGGGAGACCAGAAAUGUGAAUACAAGGACAUUGAAGAAAUCAGAAAACAGAGGUUUCGUAUUGAGGGCUCCUUGUGGUGGACGUACACUAGCAGCAUCUUCUGCAGACUGGUCUUUGAAGCAGUCUUCAUGUAUGCGUUUUAUUUCAUGUACGAUGGGUUCCGAAUGCCUCGCUUAAUGAAGUGUAAUGCUUGGCCCUGCCCCAACACAGUAGACUGCUUUGUUUCUCGACCCACUGAAAAGACAGUGUUUACUAUUUUCAUGAUUGCUGUGUCCAGCAUUUGCAUUCUUUUAAAUGUGGCUGAGUUAUGUUACUUACUGACAAAAUUUUUUCUCAGAAGGUCUAAAAAAGCUGGAAAUGCAAAACAUCACCCCAACCAUGAGAAUAAGGAAGAAACCAAACAAAAUGAAAUGAAUGAGUUAAUAUCUGAUAGCUGUCAGAACACAGUUAUAGGAUUUUCAAGUAGCUAAGGUGGUGUCAAUGCUGGUGUUCACUCUUUUUGGAGUGAAUGUUCUUUGUUUAAAGGCUGCAGAUUAAAUUUGUUAUAUGGAACAAUUUAAGUUGGGUGAAACUUUGAUAUGUAGUGCCAGGUGUCAAUUAUGCACAUGUCUGAAAAAAGUCAGGGCAGCCUAAACAUGUGAAAAUUGUGUGAGUUUUAAAUGGGAAAGUGUAUCUUCCUAUGAAUACCCUUACAAGCUGACUAUGACAAGUGGGAAACCCACUAAUACCUUCAUGCUGACACAGCUCCUGAAAACUACAUGCUACAGCAAUAAGAACAAAUUUCUUUCUAAGCUAGAUAUUCUAGUAUUACAA